CCCUCCCUGACCUCUCCUUCAUCUGCUUGCCUGAGCACAGAGCUACAUGUGACAUGUGAGGGGGGGCAGUGGAGGAGAUGACUGGACAGACUGAUGCAGACAUACCUGAAACAGGAGCCAUCUUCACAUUUGGAAAGAGCAGCUUUGCAGACAGUAUAUUCUGGUUAAAGAAUGACCAUCCAGUGCAUAUGUCUGGGGGUGGGGAGCACACGGCUGUCAUCACAGACAGUGGGAGGAUCCUCAUGUUUGGUGCCAACACCUGCGGCCAACUGGGGCUGGGAGUUAAACCUGCCUCCAGCAAACCUGCCUCUGUGAGAGCCUUAAAGUCUGAGACGGUGAAGCUUGUAGCUUGUGGGAGAGAUCACACAAUUGUCUGCACAUUGCAGGGUUGUGUGUACGGUUCUGGCAGUAACCAGGAGGGCCAGCUCGGUUUGGGUCACUGCAGCAACACGACAUCCUUCACCCUGCUGCCUUCCUUCUGUGACCAUGCCCCUGUGAGGAUGCUCUCUGCAGGGUGCAACACCUCAGCUGCCUUAACAGAGGACGGGAGGCUGUUCAUGUGGGGAGACAACUCCGUGGGUCAGAUUGGUUUGGGGGACGUGGGAUCAGCAGCAGAACCCAGAGAGGUGGAUGUUGGAGAAGCGGUGGUGUGGGUCUCCUGUGGAUACCACCACUCAGCAUUUGUCACAGUGGAUGGAGGUCUUUACACGUUUGGUGAAAGUGCGAAUGGACGUCUUGGUCUCCAGACAGAGCAGCUCGCCAAUCACAGAGUCCCCCAGCGGGUGCAAGGAAUUCUGGGUCGCGUCAUCCAGGUGUCCUGUGGAGGGGAGCACACUGCAGCACUCACUGAGGAGAGCGUGUGCACGUUCGGCAGGGGUCAGUACGGUCAGCUGGGCCAUGGAACGUUUCUGUUUGAGGUCGAUUUUCCAAAACCACUGGAGCACUUUUCUACCAGCGGCAUCAGACACAUCUCUUGUGGAGGAAACCACACUGCUGUGAUCACUGAAAACGGGCUGCUCUACACAUUCGGUGACGGUCGUCAUGGAAAACUGGGGUCAGGGGAGGAGAACUUCACAAACCAGUUCAGCCCAACACUUUGUUCACGUUUUCUCAAACACAACGUUCAGUUAGUGUCCUGCGGUUGUGACCACAUGCUGGUGCUGGCUGCACCCAGACCACCAGAGAGCCAGGAGGUGGUGGUGCCAGAGAAGGAUGUCGAGGUCAAUGACAACUUGUUGCGUUCAGAAAUGCUCCUGUUAGACACUUUGACAGAUCCAACUCAACUGGUCCCAAAGUCGGCCUUCGCUGCUCGAGCUCGCCGCAGAGAAAAAGAGAGCUCUGUGGAUCUGUUUGGGGAAAUGUUCCAGAACCUCCCACGUUUGAACUCUGACUUCCUCAAUGCCUCCUGGCAAACUUCCAGAAACGUCUUAACCCCCAGAACACGUUCAAAGGACGUGACUGCCCCUUCGUCACCCCCCAAACCCCUGUCAGAUGUAAAACCAAGCCCACCACUCUCACCAGCACCUCUGUCUGAAUCCUCCAAGCCAUCGAGUUCACAUUCUCAAUCAUUGCUUCAGAGUAAAUCCCAUGGAGUCGCCUCAUCAACGUCUGAACCCAGAGACUUUCACUCUUCCUUACUGUUGCCAAAGUCCAUAACCAAACGUAACCCUAACGUCCCGUUCCCAAAGAGGAUUGGAAGAAAUAGAGUCCGACACAUGUCGAGUGCUAAAAAGGUCUUAAACAGCAGGAUGUCAUCACACAGCACUCAUGUUCCCACUACAGGUCUCAGAGAGAGUGAAGGCCUCGCCUCAUCACAAACAGAGGGAGAAAAUGUUCAGAGACAAGUGAUCAGUGAAGAUUUGCAGAAGAGAAGAGAAGUCGACUCUGAUAUUUCGCCAGAUACGGAAAAGAAAAAGGGCCGAGCUCUCAGAAGAACAACAAAAGACGACGCUGCGUUUUCUGAGCAGCUCCAGUCCGAAGGGAAAACAGACCAAAUUUCUCACAGGGCCUUCCCCGCUGAGCUUCUGAAAGGCUUCAGCUCUUUAAAGAAAGACGACUCUGCAACAAAGAAAAAGAACCACAAAGUCACAUCCAAAGGAAAAGAGAACAUCACAAAGCAGCCCAAUAAAAUAAAAAAUCAAGACGAGGAAAAGGCACUAAAGGAGCUCUACCAUGUUAAAUCCACAAAACACAGUAAGAACAAUUCAUCUGAGUUAAAUAAAAAAACUCCACAAUCUAUUCAUCUGACUAAAGUACGUCAGAGAGCAACUGAAAUUAAGGAAAGUGGCAGGAAAAGUAGAAAUCUGCAAGAAGUCCACAUUAACCAGGGGGAUGUGACAGAAUUGAUAGGGACACCAAAACAAGAGGAAGCUCAAUCGUCAGCUUUGGACAAGACGUCUCCUGUUAUCAAGGCCAGAGAAGGACAUGAAACAAACAGCAUGUCCUUCCAAAGAGGAAGUUCAAAUAUCAGGGGAAAUACUGCAGAGGAAGACGUCAAACGAGCACAAAUCAAAAGAACAGACAUCAAACCGACCCCAACGAGAGAUGUGCACAAGGUUAAAUCUGCAGCAGGAAAAGGUCAAAGUAAAAAACUGUCACCAGUGAAAAAAGGAAAUGUAGCUGUCACCACCCCUGAGAAAGCGCGUGUGACGUCUACACCUGUGAAAGUCAAAGAGAAGCAACAACCGCUCAAGAGUAAACAUGUCGAAAAUAAUGCAGUUCAAAGUGGAAGUGAAGGACCCGGUGCAGAAAGAUCUAUCAAUAGCACGGAUCGGAGAAUAAAAGGUAAACCCGCAGACGAGCAGAAGUUACCUGAUAAAAAGGAAGAAAAGGAAAAGACUGGGUUGGAUGAAGGAGAGGAAAUCAAGGAUAAAGGUGAAGCAGACACUAAGGAUAAUACAGGGGCCAAAUUCCAGCAGGCCUCUGAACCUGCUGAUAGAGAUCUGCUCGUUUCACAGAGAGAAAACAAGGAAUCGGAGGAUGAAGCAAUGUUGGCACAAAUUCUGAAUAAUGCAGCCGCUGUUCUUCCGGCUGUUGGGAUGGUAGGUGCAGCGGUGGAGGUCCUAGGUGAGGCAGUGACAAGGCUACAGGCCGACAGCGACACGGCCGUCUCUACACCGACCAGGGUGUCCAAUAGAGGGAAACAGUUCACAAAGCAAAGUGCGAUUAGGCAGCUUUCCUUCGCCUCGACAUUGUCUUCAACAGAAUCGUCACAUCAAGAAGACGAAAACACAAAGAAACACGCUGAAGUCAGUGUCCCGUUUAAACCUCGGAAUAGAGUUCAUGAAGAUGAUCGUGAUCCGUCUGAGCAUGAGGAGGUGAAAAGUGACACGUCCAAGCAGACAAAGGUUGAAGACUUCUCACAAACAGAGGAGAACAAGAACAGAAGUACACAACUCAAUACUUCCCAGCAAGACCAUGAAGAGGGGGAGGAUGAAGAUCAGGAAACCUCCAAGGUCUCCAGAGAAGAUGUAGGAGAAGAGGAUGAGAGUAAAAAGGGUGAAGACAGAGAUACUGAAGAUGAGAAGGGAGAGGGAGAGAGUGUAAGCAAUGUGGAAAACAAAGAGGAAGAAGAGGAGGAGGAUGGAGGAAAAAGCAGCAGUGACAAAGAGGAUGAAGCAGAGAGUGUUUCUGGAGAGGGUGAGCCAGAGGGAGAUGGUGAAUCUGAGGAAGAAGAGGCUGAGGAGGAAACAAACUCUAGCAGUGAGGAAGAGGAUAAAGGAAGUGAGAUGAACAAUAGAACAGAGAUUGAAGAGGAGGAAGAAGGAGAAGAGGAAGAAAGCAGUGAAGAGAUGGGUGAGGGAGGGAGUGAGUGCGAAGCAGAUGAAGAGGAGGAGGAAGGAAGUGAAGAGUGCAGUAAAGAAGAGCGUGAAGAGGAAGAGGAUGAAAGUGAGGUGAUUGAGGAUGAAGAAGAUGAAAGUGGUGAAGAGUUGGGGAGCACAACAGGCAGCAAGAGUGAAGAGGAAGAAGAGGAGGAGGAGGAGAGAGAGGGAAGUGACACUGCAGAGUCUGGAGGAAGUGAUGAAGUGGAAGAUGAAGAAGAAGAGAAUGAGGUAGAGGAAGAGGGUGAAACUGAGGAGCAAAAAGACGAUCAAGAUUCCACUGAAAGUGAGGAUGAGGAGAGAGACUCAGAAGAUGAAGAGUCAGAUGAGAGCGAAGGAGAGGAGGAAAAUGAUGAGACCCAGGAUGAAGUGAGUGUUGAGAUUGGAGAGGAGGAAGAAGAGGACAACGGGGGUGAUGAAGAGGAGGAGGAGCAAGAUAAAAAAAGGGAAAAAGAAGAUGAGGAGUGUGAGGAAGAGGAGUUGUCAGAUGAGGGGGAAAGUGAAAGAGAGGAGGAAAGAGAGGAUGUUACAGUGGAUGAAGAAGAAGAGGGCGAGGAAGAGGUUGCAGAGGGGGAAGAUGAAGGGGAGGAGGAGAAAAUAAAGAAAAAAGAGAAAAGUAUGGAGGGUAACAAAAAGGCUAGGGCAGAGACUGAGGAAGAGGAGGAGGAAGGGGAUGAUGAAGAGGAUGGUGAGGAAGAAGAGAAUAAAACAAAGGUUAAUCCGACAACAGAGGUGAGAAUUAAAAAUCUGAGACAGGAACAAUGUGAACAAAAGAAAGAUCAUGAAACUCAGGAAAAAGAGGAUGAGGAAGAUAUCGAUGAAGGGGGAGAAGAAGCGGGUGAGGAAGAACAGGAGGAAAAAAAAGAGUGUCUGGGAAGAGGAAAGGUUGCUAAAGCGGCUGAGGACAAACAUGAGAGUGAGGAGGAGGAAGGAGAAGAUGAGGAGGAAGAGGAAGAAGAGGAAGAAGAGGAAGAAGGAAAAGAAGAAGGAGAGGAGGAGGAACAGGAGGGUAGGGAAAGAGGCAGGGUUGCAAAGGCAGCUGAGGACGAACAUGAGAGUGAGGAGGAUGAAGAAGAGAUGGAAGAAGAACAUGAGGAGGAAGGGGAAGAAGAGGAGGAAGGGGAAGAAGAAGAGGAGGAGGAUGAAGAAGAGGAGGAAGGAGAAGAUGAGGAGGAAGGGGAAGAAGAGGAGAAAGGAAAAGAUGAGGAGGAAGGGGAAGAUGAGGAGGAAGGGGAAGAAGAGGAGGAAGGGGAAGAAGAGGAGGAAGGAGAAGAAGGAGAAGCAGAGGAGGAGGAAGAAGAGGAGGGAGAUGAAGAGGAAGAAGAAACAGAAACCAAAAGAAAGGACACACAGAAGUUGCCUCCCGACAGAAAAGAGAAGCAACAGAGAGAAAAACCAGAACCAGCUCCGAGGACGAGGCAGAGAACUGCAGGAGAGAAGAACCCAGAGGAGGAGCAGAAGUUCUGGAACAAUGUUCUCCCACAGUACCUGGACCUGCAGUGAAGUGUCUAACACAUCAAGCAAGUUAAAGGUUCCUGUCGACUGUUGUUGGGUGUUUCCACUGUGGUCAAAAGAAAGUUUUGUCCACAUACACACUUAAUGAUGUACGACUACAUUUCACAAACACAAAAUCUUAGUGUCUACAUUUGUAAUCUGUAUCCCUCUGAAGACUCUAGAAUAUGUUUCCUUCAUCCCUCACCGACAGCAGCAGAGCUCUGUUAAAGAGAAAUAAUAAUAAUAAGUUAUCAGGCUCUGGAAACAUCUGCAGUACUUUGUAUUGGUGGUUUUAGUCUUUUCAUGCGAUUUGUUGACAGUAAGAAAAAACAGAUUAUCACAGAUCAUCCUUUAAAAAUAUACAUUUGGUUUACAAUAGAGUGUGGGAAAUGCUCGUUAUGCUUGAUUACACAAGUUAAAUUACC
Molecule: messenger RNA, 5740 nt
Organism: Paralichthys olivaceus (Japanese flounder)
Lineage: Eukaryota; Metazoa; Chordata; Actinopteri; Pleuronectiformes; Paralichthyidae
Source: RefSeq, a predicted model, not a curated record